Molecule: messenger RNA, 2080 nt
Organism: Thalassophryne amazonica
Lineage: Eukaryota; Metazoa; Chordata; Actinopteri; Batrachoidiformes; Batrachoididae
Gene: coq9
Product: coenzyme Q9 homolog (S. cerevisiae)
Exons: 9
Coding region: 92-1192 (366 amino acids)
Biological process (GO): ubiquinone biosynthetic process
Cellular component (GO): mitochondrial inner membrane
Molecular function (GO): lipid binding
Source: RefSeq, a predicted model, not a curated record
CCAUACCGGUUGGUGGCGCACACGCAUAUUCGCCAGCGGUCGAAACAACGCGAAGAAAAGCGCGGUGUUAGUGACGCAGCAGCUGUUGGUCAUGGCGGCGCUGUUGCUGAGAGGUUUGCGGUUCGGUCGAACCCUCAGAGGGCUGAGCAGCGUUGUGGCUUCACCAGCAGCAGCAAAUCUCCAGUGCAGCCACCUGAGCCGAAACUUCCACUCUGCAGCACCCAGACUCCAGGAUGACUCCAAAUCUGACAGAACCUCCUCGUCUUCCUCCACCACCUAUCAUGAACACUACCACGCGUCUUCUGGCCAGCAGGAUACAACAGCAGCUUCACAGGAAUCCUCAGAAACUGAGGAAGCAUCCAGACCGAACACCAGUUACCAAGACCAGAGUGGAGAGCAGGGUGAAGAGUACGAAACGGAAGAACAACUACAAGCUCGAAUCCUAACUGCUGCUUUGGAGUUUGUCCCUCAACAUGGCUGGUCGAUAGAAGCCAUCGCUGCUGGUGCUGAGACUCUGGGUCUGUCCUCAUCUUCCACAGGUAUGUUUGACAACGGAGCUGGAGAUCUGGUUCUACAUUUUAUUGCCCAGUGCAAUUCGCAGCUAACAGAAAUACUAGCUGAACAACACAAGCAGGUCCAACUGGGUCUGGCUGAACCAAAGAAGACUGCUGAAUUCGUGAGAGACGCUGUGGAGGCCCGACUGCGGAUGUACAUCCCCUACAUUAACACGUGGUCACAGGCGAUGAGCAUCCUGCUUCUUCCUCAGAACAUCCCAGACAGCCUGAAGCACCUUUCUAACCUAGUGGAUGACAUCUGGUACUACGCUGGAGACCGAUCCACAGAUGUGAGUGGAUCCUAUCACCCUAGAUCUCCCCCAUCUUCUGCUCACACCUUCCUCUCCCGAAAUCAUCACCACCCCCACAAAAUCCGGCCUGCCACCGCUCAGAUAAACUGGUACACCAAACGGGCGAUACUUACCGGCAUCUUCAACAGCACAGAACUUGUGAUGAUUCAGGAUUCCUCCGCAGAUUUUGAAGACACCUGGACGUUCCUCAACAAUCGUAUUGAGGAUGCAGUCAACGUGGCCUCCACUGCCAAACAGGUGCAAGCGACCGGUGAAGCAGUCGUUCAGGGUCUCAUGGGUGCUGCUGUAACACUGAAGAACCUCACAGGACUGAACCAGCGGCGAUGAUGUACACUGAUCCUCUCCAGCCGGCUCGUGUCAGCAGCUGACUUUUUUUUUUCCUUAAGUCUUUCAUUUCAGGCUUAAAGUAUCAUAAGGUGGUUUUGUUGGACUGUAAACUGCUUCCUGGUCAGACAGAACUUUAUGUUUUAGCAUUUAGUCCUCCGACUUUCUCUCCUGUUCAGAUCAUUUGUUCCUUUUGUAUAAAAGCCACAAAGAUCUGUAACUAUGCUUAGUAACAUUUAGAAAAGUUAUUGCUACACCACUUCAUAUUUUAUAACUGAUUAAAAUUAACUCACAAAAGCAAAACAAUUCUAGCAGUGUGUUCUAAGCCCAUCUCUUCUAUUAGAACCCAACACUGGUUUGCACUGCCUUUAUUGUUGGAUUUAUUUUUUUCCCUCCCUUUGAGUCAGACAAACAUAACAUUGUGAUCUGAGAUUUUAACUCUACCACCAGCUGAUUUCACAGGUACGCUGAGGUGUGAACAUGUGCACGCUCCCUCAGGCCUUUAUGCUGCACAACACUGCUGAAAUUAUUUUGGGUUUUCAGCCGAACUGCUGUUUACGUCACUGGCAGUGGUUCAUCUUUGGAUGCUUGGCUGCUGACGCCAAGUGAAACACUUUAAAGUCAUCUCGCUAAAACUUUAGUCAUGUUUGUAUGAUCUCACACAAAACGGAACACCCAGCCGUCCAAAUGCUUGAUGUACAAGUGAUGUAACUUUGACACUGUUGAGACUUAUAUUAAACCUGCACUGUGGCUUCAUGUUCUUUGUUUGCUUUCAGCACCAAUAUGCUGUUUGUUAAAUAAAUAUUUUGUUGCUAUCAAAUGUGUGGACCUAAAUGCAUAUGGAUGAACUGAAUUAAAAAAAAAAGUGGGAACUAAAAUGACAGAACAAAA